AUGAAUGAGGUGGAUAUUGUACCUUCCGAUGACAUAUGGUCUUUGUGCGAGCGUCUAAGGGUGGAGAAAUUACUCAUUAGUAGCGAGGUUAGUUGUUUGCAACAACUUCAUGAUGAGAUCUACAGGAAGUUUUUACAACUGGGUUUGCAGUCCUGGAAUAGCAAACAACAUCAGCUCCUACUUCAACGUCUCGUUAGUUCGCACAAUUGUGUAUCGCAGGACAACUGUUGUGCACUAUCGGCGCAACUUAAUUCGGCUGAAGUCGAAGAGGCGUAUAGGAGGUUGGGUCACCAUCACUCUCUAUUCGCAAAGUGUUUAUCGCUUCUGUUUUCUUCACCUCUAUGCACAGCUGAACUCCUACACGCAGUUGGGCCCAAUCAGGAAAUUUCAUCCGAUGAAAGCAUUCAUGCAGUCUUCGGACUUCUCUAUGGCAAUUGCGUUUUCCCUACCGAUGAAAAAGCAGUUCUAGAGACACUAUCAUGUCUGAUACGAGUACAACUUCUAUCGCAUUCUAAUCCACGCCUCAUCAUUCGCAAGGGAACUGCAGCCUUUCCUCGUUUGUAUAAGCUGUACAGCGAAUCUCUCUAUGCAGUGAAGAUUUUUCUAACGGCCGCACUCCACGAUUCGGUAAUGCUAGUUCUGUGUCAGGACGAAGUUUUCCUUGAUAUUGAUCCCAAUAAGUCGCCUUUGAGAUUUCCCAGUGCUGAUCGAGUUCGACGUUUUGGUGAUGAUCCUACGAGUGCGCAGUACCACAAGAAGAUGGCCGUUCAUCGUAAACUAAUUGUUGAGAGAUUGGUUGUGCUUACCCACAGUUUCAUUAAGGGUAUCUGCGAUGCCAUCUCUUGCUUCCCAUUAGGCUUAAUAUGGUUGGUGCAACAACUAAAUUCGGCAUUAACUGAUAUUAAGCGGUUAAGUGCGAAUGAGGCAGCCCUCAUAUGUACCGAUCUUAUUGUCACUAAUUUGCUUUGUCCUGCUAUUAUCAAUCCCGAAACUAUUGGGAUAAUUAGUGAUACGCCUAUAAGCCACAUCGCUCGUUUCAACCUUAUGCAGAUUGGACAGAUCAUCCAGACUCUUGCGCUGAGUCGUCACGAAACACCACAACCGCACUUCCAAGUUUUCAUCUCGCAUUUCAAAGAUAGUCCUAUUUGUGGACUUGUUGGUUCACUUCUUUCUCGUCCACUUCCCUCCUUCAACUCCAUCUUCACCUCUAUUCUCUCUGAAUCUCAUCGAACAAGAGAACUUUUUCGUCGCACUUACUUUAUGGGAUCAUUGGCUGAGGUUAACACCUUGGUUUCGAUAUUGCAUUCAAGUGCCGUAUCAAAGGUGUCAUCAGAUGGAAUACGUGCAGAGCUAAACGAACUUCGCAGCCGUUUGCCUAGAUCGUUCUCAACAAACGUCAGUAUUUUGGACUUGGCAGAGGCACCGGUUGUAUUGACGUCAAACUCUCAUGUACAUCAAAGUACGAUAAGGGUUUCUGCUGACAAAGCUCAUGGUUCGAUGUUAAAUUCUCUACCGCAUAUUUCGAAUCGUUCUCAUUAUCCCUCAACAUUGUUGCCACGCGAAUGCUUUGAUGUCAUUGUCUUUCACAUAGACACACAAUCUGACCCAAUUGGUUUGAUGUCCGAAGACAAGUACAUGGAAAGCGUUGUCGUAGAAGUAGCGCCAAAGAAACGCAUUGGCAGUGGAACUUUAAAAAGAACAUGUGUUGUCGAUACUGGAAGUACUGUCGGAUCGGCAGUCUCGGAACAUACACCAGAUAACGCUUCUGAUCUGGAAGAGGAAGCAGAAGAUCAACAUGAAGUCGGCUCAAUACCGAGCAGCCUCGAAGCUCCUCAAGAGCACAGCGGUUCCCCAAGCCUCGAUGGUCGUGAGUCACCACUCAGUCAAGCGCCUGGUCGCGGAUUGCAGGAUAACCACGAGAUCGAAACUAGUGACCUUUUUGCGGCGUCUACAGCAGCUGGUUCUGAAGUGGAUCCGUCCCAGCGGGUACUUCCUACGGGAGUCCCUGUGGCUGUGCGUAAACAAAAUGCUGAAGGCCUCGAAGAAAAGUUCGGAAAAUUUACUGUGCCCAUAUCGCAGCAGAGUAGACGUAUGUUGCUUUAG
Necator americanus (New World hookworm) is the source of this 2103-nucleotide messenger RNA. RefSeq lists its product as uncharacterized. The record is from RefSeq and is a predicted model, not a curated record. The coding region runs from base 1 to 2103 and encodes 700 amino acids. Lineage: Eukaryota; Metazoa; Nematoda; Chromadorea; Rhabditida; Ancylostomatidae. Gene Ontology annotation, molecular function: guanyl-nucleotide exchange factor activity; small GTPase binding. The transcript has 18 exons. Gene Ontology annotation, biological process: regulation of GTPase activity; vesicle-mediated transport. Gene Ontology annotation, cellular component: cytosol; endocytic vesicle.